CCCGACGGCGUACGGAUCCGUGGCUAUAGUGUGGUAGACGGCACUACGGCGGUGUGCCCAUUCUCCAUACGGACUCCAACGCCUUUGGUUGGUCGCGUUACAUGUUCGCCGUCGCACUUGUCACCGACUUUCUGCGCAUGCGCCGAGUUCCAGUCGGAUCCAUCGUACUAUCAGACUUCAAAGUUCAGACCAGUGUCGUAGCCCGUAGGUAGUUGGUAGUUUUUUACCUGCUCGACCUAUUGCCGUUGUCCAGCUGAUUCUCGUCGACUACGACGGGGGCGGUUUUUAGUACGUCCCGCCAUUGUUUUCGCUGACACAGAGGCAAUUACCGCCCCACCAUUAUCUCCGUCACAAUAAUCGGUCGUCGCGAUCAUCUUUAACCCUUAUCCUUAACUGGAACAGCUACACCACAAGAGCUGGCCAUUGACAAAUUAUUCUUGAUUUGAAAAAUUUAUUUUGCUUGUUACUGAACGGUACGCGUUUUCAAUCAUCUAUACAAGUCAUGGAUGAAGAUAUGGACUGUCCUCACAUUUCCGAAGCAGCCGAGAAGUUGAAGUUAGAUGUAGAGCAGAUUAAAGCUACUCUCAACAAUAGGAGUUGCAAUGUUUGCUUACGAGUAGAUCAAUUAUGGAUGUGCCUGGAGUGCCGACAAAUUCUUUGUGGGCAUAAUGCUGUAGGACACAGUACUGCUCAUUAUGAGUUCCACAAAACUCAUUGCAUAUUUAUAAAUAUCGAAUCUGCGGCUAUAUUCUGUUUCAAGUGUAGUUCUGAUGUAGAACCAAAAAACCACGAUGAUGAACUGAACCGUCUUCGACAAUUUAUUCUCUAUAAUCGUGGACCAAAUACAAAUAAUAGUAACAAAAAGAGAAGACGGAGAAAAGCACCUAAGGCUGUUAAACCAAAAAAGACUAGUUUUAAAAGAGGUCCUAGAGCUAAUAAAAAAGUACCUAAUAAUGAAAAUGACUGUUUUAUAAAUACAGUUACCCAAGCUCUUUGUGAACAAGAACCUAAAGCUGUUGUGCCAAAAACUGCUAACAAUUCAAGUAUAGCACUUAAAGCUGUUGUACCAAAGAAAGCACUCAAAGCUAAACCUAAAAAACCUUUUUUAAAAAGAGGUCCUAGAACUACUAAAAAAGUUGGUAUAUCUAAUAGUGGAAACAAUUGCUUUAUGAUUGCAGUUUGGCAAUCUCUUCGUCAUCUAAAGCCAUUUAUAUAUUGCAUGAAAUUGUUCAAACUUACUGAGAUAAGCAAUAAGCAAAAUAAUAAUAAUUCAGAUCCAAGGCUGCAAGAUUGUAUAGCCCAAGAAAUGUGGAAACUAUUGGUGACCUUAGUUGACUGGCAAAAACCUGCGGGCUAUAAAGUUAGAGAAGCAAUUUCACCAACUGCUCUUCUUCAAAUUGUCUGCAAAAUUAAACCUCGCUACAAAGGAUUUCAUCAACAUGAUGCUCAUGAAUUUUUGAUGUUUACAUUGGAUACUUUACAUUCCGAGCUGAAAGAUGAAAAAAGUAAAUUGUUGUUAGAGGAGGAGGGAAUAACAGAGGAAAACCCUAGUAAAAUUGAUACACUUGUGUCAUUGAUGUUUCGUGGGUUUUUAUUAAGUGAGGUAUACUGUUUAAAAUGCAAUACACCUUCCAGAAAAAGAGAUCCAAUUACAGAUAUUUCACUAGACGUUCCGGAUUUCAAAAACGCAGACCCAACAAAACCUCUACCAGUUGGUCUAUUAACUGAUUGCUUGGAGCGUUAUUUUGAGAUAGAAGAACUAAAUGAAAGAAAUUUUUAUUUCUGUGACAAGUGCGAAAGCCAACAAAGGUCCACUAAGAGAUUUUGGAUGAACGCUUUACCUAAUAUACUUUGUCUUCAUCUUAAACGGUUUAGAUGGGAAGAAACUCAUCGUUCUAAAGUCCAUACGCAUAUUAAAUUUCCUAUGGCAUCAUUAGAUAUGUCUGUAUAUUUUGAUAAAGAAAUGAGAAAUGAAUUGAAAGAUAAAGAUACAUAUAUGUUUGAUUUAAUUGCUGUAGUUGUACAUGAUGGAGAAGGGGGAGGAUCUGGGCAUUAUACUUCUUAUGCUGUAGAUAACAAAGAUGAGCAAUGGUAUGAAUAUAAUGAUGAAAAAGUGCAUGAAGUUGAUGCAUCUUUGGUAGAAAAUGUUCAAGCCUAUAUGUUAUUUUACAUUAAAAGGGAUAUGAAAAUUAACUUUGGUUAAUUGAACAACUACUAAAAUGAUAAAUUGAACAGCUGAAAUAUGAGUUUCAACAUGUUAUCUACCCAACUAUAAUAUCCGUUGAUGGUAUAUAAAAGAAUAUCUAUUUAAAAAUAAUUUAAACAGUAUUCUUAUUGUUAUAUGUUUUUAUGCUUAAAAUAUCAUCGCUAUGUGAAUAUUUUUUUAUUAU
Molecule: messenger RNA, 2390 nt
Organism: Myzus persicae (green peach aphid)
Lineage: Eukaryota; Metazoa; Arthropoda; Insecta; Hemiptera; Aphididae
Product: ubiquitin carboxyl-terminal hydrolase 3-like
Exons: 13
Coding region: 503-2203 (566 amino acids)
Biological process (GO): protein deubiquitination
Cellular component (GO): cytoplasm
Molecular function (GO): cysteine-type deubiquitinase activity; zinc ion binding
Source: RefSeq, a predicted model, not a curated record